AUGUUUCCAUCCGACUUCUCCUCUUGGUUGACUGUCAUCAUCACCCUAGAGAGGGCAAUUUGCGUGUGCUUCCCGAUACGGAGCCAUUAUGUAUUCAAGUCCGGCUGCACUAUCCGGUGGAUCAUAAUCUCUAUAAUGAUCCUGGGGUCACUCAACGCAGUUGAUAUCUACUUCUGGCAAUACAGAAACAGGCGCUGCUACCCACGCCACUACUUACAGACCGUUUUCCACGGAACACUUUAUAGUUACCUGCCGGCUACAAUUAUAAUGGCAUGCAACAUAGCGAUCGCUUACAAACUUUGUCGACGCCCUACGCUGGGUCGGGCCCGACCACAGAACAAUGGGACUAUAGGUCUUGUCUUGUCCAUCAAUGUAGUGUUCGUUGUCACAACGAUCCCUUUUUCUGUCGUACUUUAUUUUAAAAAUUAUGAUGUGGAGGAGACGGGCGCCGGUAGUAGUAUGUUGUAUGCCAAUCUUGUCUCAUGCGUAAACAAUGCGCCUUCUGAUAUUCAUCCUCCUAAUAUUCUUCCUUCUACUAAUCAUCCUUCUAAUAUUCAUCCUCCUAAUAUUCAUCCUCUUAAUAUUCAUCCUCCUAAUAUUCAUCCUUCUAAUAUUCAUCCUCCUAAUAUUCAUCCUGCUAAUAUUAAUCCUUCUAAUAUUCAUCCUUCUAAUAUUCAUCCUCCUAAUAUUCAUCCUCCUAAUAUUCAUCCUCUUAAUAUUCAUCCUCUUAAUAUUCAUCCUCCUAAUAUUCAUCCUCCUAAUAUUCAUCCUUCUAAUAUUCAUCCUUCUAAUAUUCAUCCUUCUAAUAUUAAUCCUUCUAAUAUUCAUCCUUCUAAUAUUCAUCCUCCUAAUAUUCAUCCUCUUAAUAUUCAUCCUCUUAAUAUUCAUCCUCCUAAUAUUCAUCCUCCUAAUAUUCAUCCUUCUAAUAUUCAUCCUCCUAAUAUUCAUCCUUCUAAUAUUCAUCCUUCUAAUAUUCAUCCUUCUAAUAUUCAUCCUCUUAAUAUUCAUCCUUCUAAUAUUCAUCCUCCUAAUAUUCAUCCUGCUAAUAUUAAUCCUUCUAAUAUUAAUCCUUCUAAUAUUCAUCCUUCUAAUAUUCAUCCUCCUAAUAUUCAUCCUUCUAAUAUUCAGCCUUCUAAUAUUCUCUCUGCUAUACGUCCGUGUAUUGGAUACUCUUGUCAUAUAUUAUGUACGUCAUGA
Acanthosepion pharaonis is the source of this 1197-nucleotide messenger RNA. The record is from the annotation of a GenBank genome assembly. Lineage: Eukaryota; Metazoa; Mollusca; Cephalopoda; Sepiida; Sepiidae.